Carassius carassius (crucian carp) is the source of this 1534-nucleotide messenger RNA. RefSeq names its product FEV transcription factor, ETS family member (gene fev). Lineage: Eukaryota; Metazoa; Chordata; Actinopteri; Cypriniformes; Cyprinidae. Gene Ontology annotation, molecular function: DNA-binding transcription factor activity, RNA polymerase II-specific; sequence-specific DNA binding. Gene Ontology annotation, biological process: cell differentiation; regulation of transcription by RNA polymerase II. The record is from RefSeq and is a predicted model, not a curated record. Bases 16 to 723 code for a protein of 235 amino acids. The transcript has 3 exons. Gene Ontology annotation, cellular component: nucleus.
AAAAUCUUUGCGCCAAUGAAAGCCUACCCUUUCACGUCCUCCACCGCCACCACAAUGCGACAGAACUGCGGAGGAAGCCUUAUGUUUAACAUGUAUCUCUCAGACCCUACAGAAAAUCUUUUGAAGGAAAGUAAAGGCUCUUCUUGGACCCCCAUCAACACAGGAGUGCAAAAAGGAAGUGGACAAAUCCAGCUAUGGCAGUUUCUUCUGGAGCUGCUGUCUGACAGCGCCAAUAUGACCUGCAUCGCCUGGGAGGGCACCAAUGGAGAGUUUAAACUGAUAGACCCAGACGAGGUGGCCAGACGGUGGGGGGAACGCAAGAGUAAACCGAACAUGAACUAUGACAAACUGAGCCGAGCUCUGCGCUAUUACUACGACAAAAACAUCAUGACCAAGGUGCACGGAAAGCGUUACGCGUACAAAUUUGACUUUAACGGCCUGGCGCAAGUGUGCCAGCCCUCCUCAACCGAACAAGCUAUUUACAAAUUCCAGAGCAACUUCGCUCCCCUCCAGUUUUCAGGCAUUUCCAAACUCAGUCUGGUUGCUCCAGGUGCUGGUCCGUCGGGGUUCUCAUACUGGCCCGGAUCUCACCCGACCCUCUAUCACAGCCACAACCUGCAAGCCCCAGGACCCUUCGGUGCCGUGUCUGCGUCACAUAUAAGCUGCGUUAACAAUAUCAACAGUUUAAAUAACCUGAAUAAUAUCAAUAGUCAUUAUAACUGAUUGUUUUCAUUCGCCUCAGGAGUGCGCGCUGAUAGACUAAGGCUAAUAGGGCCUAUUCAAAAGCGCAACUGAUUUCAAAACAUUGUAGACUAAUAUUUCAAUCAUAACACAGAUACGAAAAAAAAAAAAAAAAAAAAACGAAAAGGCGCUUAUUCGGCUCAAUGGGUAAUUUGGAAAUAACAUUUGGUGGAUUGUUAAUGUUGAUCACUUUAAGAUAAGAAAGGAAUUUAGCGCCAUCUUAUGGAAAAUAGCAAUAUCACUGGUUAAUUCGACAUUAAAAUCAGCUGGUUUGUCGUAGACUGCAGAAUGGAACGCAAUGUUGGAGAAAAUUCUACAUGGUAUGAGAACAAAUGGUAAGAAGCAAAAUAGAAGAGUUGAGAUGCAAAAGCCCAAGUGCCAUCUGAAAUGUUCUUCUAAAAUGCUCAUUUUCUCAGGCUCUCAUGUGUAGGUUCAGUAAUUUCUCUUUAAUUGCAAUGGCUAGCAAUGGCAUGCAAUGUUAUUUUCAUUGUCAUUAAUGUGAAAUAAUUGAAUAUAGGAGACUGAGAAAAAUGCUCAUUUUAGAAGAAUAUUUCAGAUGGCACUUCGAGGCUUUUACAUGAUCUGAACUCUUCAAAUAUGUUCGCUACUACACUUUUGUAAUCGAGCAUAGUUAACACGUAUGUAAAGCGCUUUGAUAUUUCGUUAUUUAUUUAACGUCGACAUUGACUCGUGGACGGUGUCUGAAUAUUAGGCAUAGGGAUACAUUUUAAGAAAAAUAUGUCCUAAUAAACCCCUAAAUAUUUUUUUCGUAUGGUCCAUUUAAGCACGCAAA